AAUUUUACACAUUUAACUGAUUAAUAUUUAUGAGAUGAUAUGUAAUAUGUUAUGGUUGCAGUUUGAAGGAGCUGUGAAAGAGGAUGGAAGAGGUCAAACUAUAUGGGACAAAUUUUCUCAUUCUUUUGGUAAAGUAAUUGAUUUUAGCAAUGGUGAUGUAGCGGUGGAUCAGUAUCAUCGGUACCCGGAAGAUAUACAACUUAUGAAGGUUAUGGGAAUGGAUGCCUAUAGAUUUUCUAUUGCUUGGGCCAGAAUUUUCCCUAAUGGAACUGGAGAAAUCAAUCAAGCUGGAGUUGAUCACUACAACAAGUUGAUCAAUGCUUUACUAGCUCAUGGAAUUAAACCAUAUGUAACACUAUACCAUUGGGACCUUCCUCAAGCUCUAGAAGACAAGUACAAUGGAUGGCUAAGCCCACAAAUCAUAGAAGAUUUCGCAAUAUAUGCGGAGACAUGCUUCAAGAAAUUUGGUGAUAGGGUGAAGAACUGGAUCACUAUCAAUGAGCCUCAUACUGUUGCCAUCCAAGGCUUUGAUGUAGGUCUACAAGCACCAGGGCGAUGUUCCAUCCUCCUACGAGCUCUUUGUAGAGUUGGAAACUCUGCAACUGAGCCUUACAUUGUUACUCACAAUCUACUCCUUGCUCAUGCCGCUGUUGUUGACAUGUACAAAAAGAAGUACAAGCCAACACAACAUGGAUCAAUUGGGAUAUCACUUGACAGCUUUUGGUAUGAGCCUUUAACAAACUCCAAAGAUGACAUUGAAGCAACACAAAGGGCCAUUGAGUUUAAUUUAGACUGGUAUCUUGAGCCUGUGAUUCUUGGAAGGUAUCCGAGUUCGAUGGUAGAGAGAGUGGGAAGCCGGUUGCCUAAAUUUUCACCAACUGAGUCUGCACUCGUGAAAGGUUCCUACGAUUUCAUAGGCAUAAAUCACUAUACUACAUGGUAUGCCAGCAAGAACAAAACCAACAUAAUUGGUGCUCUGCUCAAUGACUCUGUUGCAGACUCUGGUGCUAUUACCCUUCCAUUCAAAGGUAUAAAGCCAAUAGCAGACAGGGCAAGUUCAGUAUGGUUGUACAUAGUACCUCAUGGUAUUAGAAGCUUAUUGAACUACAUCAAGCAAAAGUAUGACAACCCUCUAAUCAUAAUCACUGAAAAUGGAAUGGAUGAUUCAAAUAACAUAUUUACAUCGCGAAAAGAUACUCUCAAGGAUACAAAAAGGAUCAAUUAUCACAAUGACUAUCUUACUAAUCUGCUAGCUGCUAUCAAAGAAGAUGGUUGCAAUGUGAAAGGAUACUUUGUGUGGUCUUUGAUGGAUAACUGGGAAUGGGCAGCUGGAUUUUCGUCGAGAUUUGGUCUUUAUUACGUGGAUUACAAGGACAACCUCAAGAGAUAUCCCAAAGAUUCCGUGAAUUGGUUCAAGAAUUUCUUAGGAUCUACUUAAAUUGAUACAUGUUACUUACAAACACCAUAUAUGCCUAGAUUGCAUGCGUAAAAAGGCAUAACGCGAUGUAUUCAAACAUUUUAUUCUUUCACAGUAUCUUAAUGUCAUUCAAUAGAUUCCACUUAGUUUUCUCAUACAAAGGUUGUUUGGUGUCAUACAAAUUUUUUCAUUGUUCGAUCACUUUCCUUUCUGCUAUUAUGUGAUUAAUUUGUACUCAAA
Solanum stenotomum is the source of this 1657-nucleotide messenger RNA. Its product is annotated as beta-glucosidase 40-like. Gene Ontology annotation, biological process: carbohydrate metabolic process. NCBI's taxonomy places the organism in Eukaryota, Viridiplantae, Streptophyta, Magnoliopsida, Solanales, Solanaceae. The transcript is spliced from 12 exons. Gene Ontology annotation, molecular function: beta-glucosidase activity. The record is from RefSeq and is a predicted model, not a curated record. Bases 35 to 1438 code for a protein of 467 amino acids.